ACCCUGCUCCGGACACUUUCACUUUAGUCCAGCUUCACGAACGGUGUGGAUGUGCGCAAUUUCUCCGAGCUCCUGGACAACAAAGACUUGAUCAAACAUGAAGUUUGCUCUGUGCCUGGCGGCUCUGGCGGCCGUCUACUGCUCCGUGGACUCCACAUACAGUUCACCCAAGGUCCAGGUGUACAGCAGUGCCAAAGGAAAGUUCGGAGAGGGCAACACCCUGAUCUGCAACGUGAGGGACUUCCACCCACCUGACAUCACCAUCGAGCUGCUGCAGGACGGAGUGGCGAUCCCUCAAUCCAUGCAGACGGACCUGUCCUUCAAACAGAACUGGCAAUUUCAUCUGAUGAACACCGUGCCCUUCACUCCCCUCGAUGGACACAAGUACAGCUGCAGGGUCACCCACGUCAGCAGCGUUAAACACUAUGGCUGGGAGCCAAACAUGUAAAAGUAAGCCCAGCUUGGUGAGUGGACUUCUUCGGCGAGGCUUCUCCACCAGCAGGGACGUCACACCUGAGCGCCGCAGCAGGAUGUCGUUGCGUUCUGCUGCCCGACGCCGUGCCGUGAUGUUUCUCCUCGUGGAGGAGCCUGUCCAGGUGACUUGGCUCCAGCUACAGUGACGAUUAAUCUUCACAUCUUCAAUCAAAAGGAUCCCAGACGCUGACAGCUUUUCUUGCUUUUCUAUUUUUCACAGAACCAAACAACAAAAUCUUAUUGAGGGAACUAUUAUUGUUAAAUGAAGAGAAGAAUGAACAGGGCAUGCUGGCAAUUUAGUCCUUUGUAAUUUAACAACUUAUUUUCCAGCCUUUGAUAGUGACGAUUGCGUGUAUAUGUUUUUAAGAAGUAAGGAAAUGUGCUUGUUUAUUGAUCUUAUUGGCUAACAUUUAAAUUUGUGUGUGACCUUAACUGUUUUUCUUUCCUAAAUUGGGUAUUCAAAUGUAAACUGCUCAGACAAAUGAUAGAUUCAUGGGUUGUUCUUUCUGCGCUUGAUGGUAUGCGGGUGUUUUCCUAGUGGGUCAGUUAAGAGUUUUGUUUAUUCUCACUACUAAAUAAAUGUCCCUUAAAAAUAUAUCUACGUAUUCACUUUUUAGAUCCAAACCUCUACAAUUCACACAUUUUAUUCGACAAAUAUGUGUCAUUAUGUUAAAUUUGUUUAUGACCAUUGCAGUCACUUAUUGUGAUGUGUGGCUGUUUGAAUAAAGGGUUCCACCUGAGACAUGUACAUGACAUGUCUUCACUGGGCAGUCUCAUACUGAUUCCAUAGUUGUCUCAUGUAUUAAUAAUUGAUAUGAAUAAUUGAUGACGGCCACUGUUCUAGUUGCUCUUUGAGUUUAACUUUAUCAAUAAAAAAUGCUCAAAUAAACCAGGAUACCAGGUGAUGGCAACAACAACGUUAGAUAUGUUUUCCAUUUUUCAUUGGGUGAGAACUUACUUUAUGAAUAAAAUGACGAAUAAAAGGAUUUUGGUUUGAUAA
Molecule: messenger RNA, 1474 nt
Organism: Hippoglossus stenolepis (Pacific halibut)
Lineage: Eukaryota; Metazoa; Chordata; Actinopteri; Pleuronectiformes; Pleuronectidae
Product: beta-2-microglobulin
Exons: 3
Coding region: 98-448 (116 amino acids)
Biological process (GO): immunoglobulin production involved in immunoglobulin-mediated immune response; peptide antigen assembly with MHC class II protein complex; antigen processing and presentation of exogenous peptide antigen via MHC class II
Cellular component (GO): MHC class II protein complex
Molecular function (GO): MHC class II protein complex binding
Source: RefSeq, a predicted model, not a curated record